AUGGAUGUUGGUGACGUAUUAAAUCGACUUCGCCGCAAUGCAAACUCUACUUCAUCUUCUUCAGAAGAGGAUGCCUUUACAGAGUCCAAUAACUUGGCGAUGUUUGUUGUAAUCCCUAUUCUAGUUAUAGUGUAUGGUGGCUGCGCCUGCAUAUACUGCUGCUAUCAAUGCAGGCGUUACCUCAAACGAAAAAAUAUCUUUCACGAAAUAAUAAUAAGGAUCCGUGGGAGAGAGGCGGAGGAAGACAACGAAGAAUAUGAAACGCAGGAAGAUACCAUGCAAGAAAGUCAUCCGGAUGAGGAAUCUCAAGUUGAAGCUGAAAGUGGAGGUCAUUACGUGCAUUCGAACCACAGUUCCCCUGGACCGGAUGGGGCCGUGCGGUAUGUCGAUUACGACACAGAUUUACGAUCAGCGAUGUCUACACCUGGAAUUCAGUAUACAAGGAAUAACUCUAUAAAAACGAAAAGGACAAAGCUUGUCUUGGUUCACAACGGAACUGAUUCAGAAAUGAGGUCUGAUUCAGGGAUAUUAGAGGAUUCCUCAUCGAUUCAUAGGAUAUCGGGUGAUAACUCACUUGUGAUAGAAGAAAUUGAUCAUUCUCUGAAAGAAACAAACUGUACAAGAGAAUUUGCUUCAAAUGGUAAUACAUCAUUCACUACAAUCGGAGGCACAAUAUAUGCUACAAACGGAAGCACAACGAACACUACAGAUGAUAGCAUAUCAAUUGCCACAGAAAAUAGAAAAUUUUACUCUACACAAGAUAAUACAUCAAUCGCUGUAAAUCAUGCUACACAAAAUGACGAGAAAGGGAAUACAUUAAUUGCUAAAAACAGAAGCAAAUCAAUAGCAAUAAAAUGUAGCGAACCAGCGCCAAAUAACGUCACAAAAACAGUUGCAAUACACAGGAAAUCAUCUACUACAAACGUAAACUCAUCAUCUAUGGUAAACGGUAGCACAGAAUCUGCUGUUAACGAAAGCACGAUAUUUGCUACAAACGAUAACACACAAAAUAUUAAAAAAGAUAACACAUCAUAUUCUACAAACGGUAACGUGUCAUUUGUAACAAAUGAUAGCACACAAUUUAUUACUCACGGUAGCAAACCAUUGGCUGCAAACGGUAGUAAAUCAGCCGCUAUCAAUGGGAGGGCAUCUCCAGCAGAUGAAAACAUAUCGUUAAAUACCAACAGUAACACAAUUUAUGCUACAAACGGUUACACAGAAUUUGUCUCAAACGGUAGCAAACCCUUGGACAUGAAAAAUAGAACAUUUUCUACAAACAGAAAUUCAUAUGUUUCAAAAGAAAGUACUACAGAUGUUACAAUCGAAGGCACAUCUGCUACGAAUUGUACCACAAUAUAUGCUACAAACGGUAACGCAACAUUUCCUACAAACGACAAUGCUCAAUUUGCCUCGGUCCCUAUCAAGCCAGUGAUUACUAAUGAUAGCAUAUUAUUUGCUUCAAAUGGAAGAACAUCAUUUGAAACAAACCGAAACACACCAUAUGGUACAAACGGCAGCACACAAUUCGCCUCAAUCAAUGACAAACCAGUGGCUACAAACAAUGACACAUCAUUUGCUACACACGGCAAUAUACAAUUUGUUUCAAACCAUAGUAAAUCAAUAUCUACAAAUGAUAAUACAUUAAAUGCAACAAACGAAAACUCAUCAAAUGCUACAAACAAUAACAUGGCAUAUGCUGCAAAUGCCAAUACACCAUAUGCUACAAAUGGCAGCUCACAAUAUGCCUCAAUUCAAAUGAGUUCAGUGUCCACAAACAAUGACGCAUCAUUUGUAACAAACGAAAUCACGCCAUUUGAUACGAAAGGGAGGACAGCAAAUUCCUCAUAUGGAAGCACACCACAUGCUGCAAAUGGCAACAACCGGUUUGCCUCAAACCACAGAAAACCAGUGUCUUCAGACGAUAGCACACAAUUUGUCUCAAAUGAAAUUACAUCAUAUGAUCCAAACGAUAACACAUCAUAUGGUACAUAUGAAGGCACUUCAUUUCCUUCAAACGAUAGCAUACAAUCUGCUACAUAUGGUACCACACCAUAUGCUACAAAUGGAAGAACACAAUAUGCCAUGAACCAAAGGAAACCAGUGGUUACAAACAAUGGUACAUCAUAUACUACAAACGGAAACAUGGCAUUUGCUUCACACGAUAGCACACAAUCAGCUACAAAUGGUAGCACACCAUAUGCUAUAAAUUUUAGCACACAGUUUGCUUCAAACCAAAGCAGACAAGUGGUUACAAACGGAAGAACAUCAUAUGCAACACAGGAAAGUACGUCACUUGCUGCAAACGAUAGCAUACCAUCUGCUACUAAUGGUUCCCCAUCGUAUGCUCCAAAUAGCAGUAGACAAUUUGCCUCAAGCCAAAGCAAACCAAUGGCUACAAACAAUGGAACUUCAUAUGAAGUAAAUGGAAGCAUGUUGUUUGCUACAAACGAUAACAAACCAUCUGCUUCAGACGGUAACACACCAUAUGCUACAAAUGACAGAACACAAUUUGCCUCAAACCAAAGCAAACCCGUAGCUAUAAACGAAAGCAUAUCAUAUUCUACAAACGGAAGCGCAUUACUUUCUACAAACGGAAGUAUACCAUCUUCUACAAGCAGUAGUUCAACAUAUGCUACAAAUGACAGCACAAAAGUUGCACCAAACCAAAGCAGACCAGUGCUUACAAGCAAUGAAUCAUCAUAUGCAACAAACGAAAACACAUUAUUUGCUGCAAACGGCAGGACACAAAGUGUUUCAAACGAUAGUACACCACAAUCUACAAAUGGCAGGACACAACCGACACAAUUUAAUUCAAACAAUAGCAAGCCAGUGGCUGCAAACGACAGUACAUCAAUUGCUACAAAAGAAAUCACACCCAUUGCUACAAACGGUAGCACACAAUCUGCAUCAAACGAUUGUGACUCAUUUGCUUUAAACAGUAACACUACAUUUGCUACAAAUGGUGGCUCACCUUCUGCAUUACAUGGUAACUCAUCGUUUGCCACUAAUGUUGGCGAAAUGUUGGAUACAAAUAGUAGCAAUUUACUGGAAAAAAAUCAUCGAACAUCAUUUGCCCGAAAGGAAGACACAUCAAUUGUUAGGAGUGGUAACACACCAUACGUUACAAAUAAAAGAACACAUUUCCCUAUGAACGAUAAUGAAAAAUCAAAUGCUACAAAAAGUUACAAACCAUAUGUUUCCAACCAGUACACAGCAAAUGCUACAAACGGAAGCUCACAAAGUGCUGCAAGCGAAAGCGAAACAAACGCUAUAAAGGAAAGGGCAAUCUUUGCUACAAACGAGGACACGGCAUUUUCUACAAACACAUGGGCUCCAAAUGCCACCAACGAAAACCCAUCAUUUGAUGCCAACAGUAACAGACCAAAUUGUGGAAACGGAAACAUGCCAUAUGCUACAAAUGGUAACACAUCAUUUCAUAUAAACAGUGGUACUUCAUGCACAAAAAGCAGUAGUGAACCCUUUGCUACAAACGGUAAUACAUUACAUGUUGCAAACUGUACCACACCAUAUGGUGCAAACCAAAACACACCAGUUACCUCAAAGGGUAAUAAAUCAUUUGCUACAGAUGGCAGCUUACCAUACGUUACAUACGAAAGACCGUCAUUUCCUACGAACAGUAACAAAGCUUAUGCUACAAAAGGAAACAUACCAGAUGCUGAAAACGGUAACACUUCAUUUGCCCCGAACGGUGGCACACCAUAUAGUCCAAAAGGUAACCCACAUAAUGCUACAAACGAUAGAAAACCGUUAAAUGGAAGUAAUCAAUUGGCUACAAAGGGCAGUACAUCAUCCGCUUUAAAUGCUAUCACACCAUCUACCAAACACGAAAGCAAAUACUUACCUACAAAUAGUCGCAGACAGAUGGCUACAAAUGAUAGCAAUACAUUGCCUAUGAACAAUAACAAACUAUUGGCCAUAAACGAAAGUAAACCGGUGUCUACAAACCUUAACUCACCAUUUGCAACUAACGGAAGCCCAUCAUUCAGCAGAAAUGGUCGCAAACCAUUGGCUUUGCAAGGUCACUCAUCAUUAGCCACAAAUGAUAACAAACCAAUGGCUAGAAAUGACACUAUGAACAAUAACAAACCAUUGGCCAUAAACGAAAGUAAACCGGUGUCUACAAACCGUAACUCACCAUUUGCAACUAACGGAAGCCCAUCAUUCAGCAGAAUUGGUCGCAACCCAUUGGCUUUGCAAGGUCACUCAUCAUUAGCCACAAACGAUAAAAAAUCAAUGGCUAAAAAUGACACUUCACGUGGUACAAGCGGUUACAUACCAUCUUUUGCAAUCGAAAGCAAACCAACUGCUACUAACAGUAGCAAGCCAUUGAUCUCAAACCAAAGCAAACCAACUGUUACGAGCAGUAACACAACAUUUGCUACAAAAGACAGCAAACCAAUAAAUACAAAUGGUAGAAAACCAUUAGGUGGCACAAACAGUGGCACAUCACUUUCCGCAAACAAUAGCAAGCCAUUGGCUACAAACGGAAGUACACAAUUUGUUGCAAAUAGCACACCAUUUGACACAAACGAUGGUACUCCAUCUGUUACAAACGGUAACACUCCAUUUGUUAUAAACAGUAGCCCACCGUGUGCCACUUACAGUAGCAAACCAUUUUCUACAAACAGUAGCCCAUCAUUUUCCUCAAACAGUAGCAAACCAAUAGACACUCAAGGUGGUAAACCAUUGACUACAAAUGGUUGCAAACCAUUGAAUGGAGACAGUAGUAAACCACUGGCUACAAAUCUUAAAAGAACGCCAUCACCACAUCGUGCACAAUAUAUUUCAACGUCAGAAAAUGCAUUUCAAGUUGAAGACAUGCCCUUUCAGUUUAUUUCUCCAAGAACCAAAGAUGUUGGGCCAAGAUAUAUGGACUGGAACAAAGGAGAAACAACGAGAAGAUUUUGGAAAUCGGACACAAAAUAUAGUUUUUCGUCCGAUUCAGGAAUAAGUGUAAUAAGUGAUCACAAAAUGAAUUAUCCACUCUCAAACAGCGCAGUUGAGCCGAGAAAAACGGCUACUCAUGGAAGUAUUAAUGCUCCACUCAUUAAUAGGGACCAUACUUUAAGAAAAACAUUAUCAUCUAUGACCAAAAAAGAUUACAAACAGUUCAUUAUUGGACCAUGGAAGUGA
Molecule: messenger RNA, 5154 nt
Organism: Saccostrea echinata
Lineage: Eukaryota; Metazoa; Mollusca; Bivalvia; Ostreida; Ostreidae
Exons: 1
Coding region: 1-5154 (1717 amino acids)
Source: RefSeq, a predicted model, not a curated record